Molecule: messenger RNA, 1398 nt
Organism: Colletotrichum higginsianum IMI 349063
Lineage: Eukaryota; Fungi; Ascomycota; Sordariomycetes; Glomerellales; Glomerellaceae
Product: RNA recognition motif-containing protein
Exons: 2
Coding region: 1-1398 (465 amino acids)
Source: RefSeq, a predicted model, not a curated record
AUGGCUGACUGGCCUCUCGCCCUCACCAGCAUCGGAGACGUCCAUUAUUUCUAUGGCCCCCCGACGAACAACCCACCACACCACCGUUUCGACAAGGGGUCCUAUAUUUACCUGUUUGAGAACGCAACCGACCGCCGCGCCCGUAUCGAGAUUGCUAACCAGCCCGGCACCGAAGACCAAGAUGCCUUUGACGGAUUCCUGGACAAGACGCACGUCCGAUACUCGUACAACCACCACUGCCUGGUGACGCUCAUCGUCGGCGAGACGACGGACCAGUUGGAAUGGCACCUCCCGACCUACGACCCCCAGAACCAGAACAAGUAUCACUACAAGCUCCAUUCGCUCGACAUCUACUUCUGGAAGGCCGAGGACGCGUUGCAGUUCGUCAACGGAAUCCGUUUCGUCCUCCCGCCUUCGCAGGUUGAGAUCCUCGACGAGCCCCAACAGCAGCAGCAGCAUCACCAAGUCCACCAACCGGCCCCUGUAAGCUCUGUGGUUCAGCAGCUCGAGCACGUCGCGAUAUCGGAUCCCAACUACGGCUCGCCCAACGCCACCUCACAGACUGCCCCGCCGAGCUUCCCCGGGCCUCCUCCGACGUCUGCCGUCCUGUCCCCCGAACAGCAGCCGCAGCAGCCUGCGAGUUUCGUGCCAAUGGCAUACAACCCCGCGGCCCCGGCAGCACCCGAGGUCAUCCGCCACAGGGAAAAGACACCGCCCCCGGAAGACGACAUCGCCGACCCCCUGGCCGCUGCCGUCGCCUACGACGCGCAAGCCCCGUUCUCCCCGGGCUUCGUCCCGCCCCCUGGUUUCCAGAGCGCUCAAGGUGUCGGCGUCGGCGGCGCGGGCCUGCCGCCCCCUCCACCACCGCAGCAGCAGCAGCACUUUGGUGGACCGCCCGCUCAUCCGGGGCUCCAGCGCGCAGCCACGGUGCCCGUGCAAACCCUCCAAAGCGGCCUUGCGUCCCCCGGGUUGACGAACCCGUACGCGAGCCCAUUUCCCGCAUCGCCGGGCUUCCAGCCUCCUCCGCCGCCGCCGCUCCCUCAACAACAGCAGACUACCCCGCCGCCGUCCACAACACCGCAAACCACGCAGCCAGUCACGAGCCCCGGCCCGACAGCAACACCUGCGGCCGUGGCGGCGCCGCCCGUCGUCCCGCCAGGAGGCUUCUCGCAGUAUUCGUACACCAGCAGCAACGGCACCGCCACGCCGCAACAGCAGCCGGGCGCGUUCGACUAUUCGAUCCACGCGCAGGCGUACCGGCCGACGGAGAUGGAGGCGAACAAGUACAAGGGCUACGCGGGCAAGCAGGACCCCUCGGGGAAGCUGGAGCAGAACAUGGGCCGGUUGGAGAAGGGGGUCACGGGGAUGUUUAGGAAGUUCGAGAAGAAGUUUGGGUGA